AUAUUUUCAGAGCACAUCCUAUAGUCUUACUAUUUGACCUAAAAAAUCUAUAUAACCUAUAUGAAACACCUCAAGGAGAAAUUAUCAAUGCAUCAGAAAUCAUCUAAAAGUGUAAAGGAAACUGAAAAAUCUGUCACCAAAUUAUUAUGUGAUGGUUGAAAACAGUUGAUGACAAUCUAAAAAAAAAAAAACACAAAACAUUUCAGGAAACAUGUAAUGAUUAAUAAGUGUUUAAAACACUUCAACAUGUAUGAAAAUAUGACCGCCUUUGCAGUUUUUAUAACCUGUCAACAUAAGAAACCAGCUGAACGAUGCACCUUUAAGAGCAUUUAUUAAUGCUUUAGUAACAACCUACAGAACUGAGGAAGCAGAUAUGUUUAGGUUAGUUUAUUUCAGACACAGACAUAAUACAAAACAUAUGGAACAAAAAUAAUAAUAAUAAACAAUACACAAAUAAAAAAUCAAACAAUAGAAACAUAAUAAUAACCAAUACACAAAUAAAAAAUCAAACAAUAGAAACAUAAUAAUAAACAAUACACAAAAAAUCAAAUAAUAGAAAAAAAAGAACAACUGUUGUGCCUGAAAGGGAGUAGGAAACCCAUCCAAAACAACCUUUUUCAGGGUGUACUUUAAAGCCUCACUAUGUGAUGACUGAUCCUGAAACAUGAACUAAAACUUUAAAUCACCAGUUUUUUUUUAUUAAGUAUAAUCUUACUACUCAUCCACCAGAGGUCACUGAAGACCACCUGAAACAAAACUGCAGACUCAGCCUGAAACACCUCAGACAGUACUCCAAAACCAUCUAUUAGUUUUAGAACAUAAAGACCCAGGCCACAGUGCCCAUGGUCAAAGUACAUGUCAGGACUAUCUGACAUCUGGAAGCUGAAAAACAUGCUGAGUAACAUACUCAAACACCUCAGGAAACACUUCCCCAGAAAUUUUGUAGAGAAGUUUGAAACAUUUCUGAAAAUUCAUUAAAAAUGUUUUAAGAGCACAUAGUAUAAUCUUACUACCUGAUGACUGGAGGCACUGGUGACCCCACCCCAUCCCACCAAACACCUCAGGGAGCACCGGUUAAAGUCUUAGGAAUUAGACUUUAAUAGAAAUUAGAAGUGGAUGCCUCGAAAAAAUUCUAAUUUUCUGCACAACGACUAAACAUAUGUCAAUGCAAACAUUAUCAAGCUUCUUUUUUCUUUUUUUACAUUAUUAAAUUUUUCUUACAUUAUUUAAAGAACCUGUUACAGAAACAGGAGAGAAAACAGAAUAUUAGUAAGAUAAACUAAACAGCAGAUAUUAAAGAUGUAGAACUAGUUUCAUAGUGACUUUCAAACACAUUUUUCUCUAUAUAUAACCUUUGUUUGAUGAUGAUGAUGAUGAUGAUGAUGAGUUAAUGAAUGGAAAAACAAGCAUCCACACACACUGUCAUUUGUUAUAUUGCAUGGGUUUUAUCAGUAAAUCCACGUUGUGGAUGAUGAUAGCUGUUUCCAUGAGUCUCUGAACGUCCAAAUGGGUCAUAUCUGAGGACAAUAAAAAGCUGAGAAAUUGUAUUUUACUUGAAUUAUUUAUAUGUUUUGAUAGGAUUUGUGGUUCAGAAGUUAUAAAAUGUUUGUGAUGAGCAGAUGCUUUUAGUUGCUGGUGGCUGUUUAGGGUUAAAGCAGAGAAAAUAACAAUGGGGGAAAGAAAUAAAUACUGAUAAGUGUAGUUAAAAACUCUACCGCCUCUUAUUAAUGGAUCAGUCUGUGUGGUAAAUGCUUGUUUGUGUUGGUUGAUGGGAGUUGUAGUUUCAUCUGCUGUUCUGUUUCAGUUAAACUCCACUACAUACGACCACCGAGUGGAGCCCUGUUCCUGGAGUUAAACCCCACUGCCUGCUGGGAGUGUUAGGCCCCGCCCCCUCCACCUGAGUGCAGGUGAGGCAGGUGUAUAAAGGAGUCUUUCUGUGGAUGAAACAGACUCCAGACGGAGACUCACACUGAGCGCUUUGUGACGAUGGAGAGGCCGACGCUGCUGCAGCUCGGGUUCUGGAUCCUCAGCUUCACAGUCUCACUGAUCACAGCUCAGUCCACAACCCCCCAUGAUUCUACAAACAGCACAUCUAUGAUGGUCAACAACAGUAUAACCACCAUCAGAAUGGAAACCUCAUCUAUGACCACCAGUCUACCCAGUGUGACCAUGACUGGAACAAAUGUAGCCACUCACACAUCCACCUCUGAACCCCAUCCCACCAACAGCAGUUCCACGUCCAGUGUUACCGGUGUGAGCACAAUGCAAACACACCUCUCAACUUCUGGAAGCAGCAACACAAUCACCACUCUGCCCGUUAUCACGACAGCCAUCACUAGAAACAUCCACAAUCGCGGCAAUGAGACCACAUUGUCAGUUGAUGCUAGAAACAACACUGAAAAAACCAAUGAGACCACACCACAGCCUGUUACCAUGCCAACCGAUGCUAAAAACAUCACUGGAGAUGACAGCCAGACCACGCCUCACCAGGUUACCAUGUCAACAGAUGUCAAAAACGUCACUGGAAACAACAGCCAGACCACGCCUCACCAGGUUACCAUGUCAACAGAUGUCAAAAACGUCACUGGAAACGACAGCCAGACCACGCCUCACCUGGUUACCAUGUCAACAGAUGUCAAAAACAUCACUGGAGAUGACAGCCAGACCACGCCUCACCUGGUUACCAUGUCAACAGAUGUCAAAAACGUCACUGGAAAUGACAGCCAGACCACACCUCACCCCGUUACCAUGUCAACCGAUGCUACAAACAUCACAGGAAACGACAGCCAGACCACGCCUCACCUGGUUACCAUGUCAACCGAUGCUACAAACGUCACAGGAAAUGACAGCCAGACCACGCCUCACCUGGUUACCAUGUCAACUGAUGCUACAAACGUCACAGGAAACGACAGCCAGACCACGCCUCAGCCCGUCACCAUGUCAACCUAUGCUAAAAAUGUCACUGGAAGUAAUGACACCACUUCGCAUCCCGUUACCAUGUCAACUGAAGACAAAAACAUCACUGGCAGCGACAAUAACACCACACUGCACCCCAGUACCUUUGCAUCCACUGCAAAAAAUGUGACUGGAACCUCAACAAACUCUACACACACUGGAACAAGUACCACUACAAGGAGCUCGACUCCGCCCCCUGCCGGCGGGGGAGGGGUUCCUGGGUGGGGCAUCGCUCUGCUGGUCCUGGCAGCCAUCGUACUGCUGCUGCUGCUCCUGCUGUUCAUUGGACUGUUGGUGUGGUGGUGCUAUAGGGGGCGCUACAACAGCUUCAAUAUGUACGACCAGCUGCACAGAGAUGACAUCCCUCUGUACACCACCCACAGCCGCUUCGAAGGACCCAACGGACGACCAUAUGAGCAGAUGGACAAACCAAAGAGCCGGACGGGAUCGUACACAGUCAACCAAUGACGUCUCACCUGAAGGAAUCAUGGGAAAUGAAUGACCGCCAUGUUUUUUACAGAAUGUACAGUUUUACUGUUUAAUUUAUUAUCUGUAAAUUACUGUGGUUGAAAAACUAUGACAACCAACACGCCAUAAAAUAACAAUCAUCAUAAUAUGAAAUAGUAAUAUUCAUAAUUAUUCAUAUUAUACAGUUAAUAUUCUAACUUGUGAUCAUUAUUUUAUUACUUUAAUUUAUUUUGUGUGACUUUACCUUCCAGUAAAAUUGUAACAUCGAUAACAACUGCUCAGUUGUUACAUUUAUUAUUUUAAUCUUCUAUGAUUAUCAAUAUUAUACAUUACUCUAUUAUUACUAUUAUUAUUAUUAUUAUUAUUAUGAUGCAUUUUGUUGAUAUGUGACGGUUAAUAUUCUCAUUUUUUAGUUCUUUAAAUAACACUAUAUUGACUAUUACAGUUUAUGUUGUAUUUUACACCAACUGGUGCAGAUUUUAAUUGUAAAUAUGUGACUAUUAUGACUGUGAGUUUAUUCAUUUAACCUUCACAAACAUUGGAAUGUUGUUGCUCUUAUGAAUUAUUUUCCAUUUCCCGUCAUUGCCUCAAUUCAGAAUAUUCAGAAAUGACAAAUUCAUAAAAUAUUCCAGAACAUAUAAAUUUAACUCUGAAAACAAAAAAGAACUAACAUUAAAAUGCAGUUAAGAAGUGGUUCAAUAAUGGUUUAAACGUUACUGUCAGUGCGUAACACUUCUAUUGUGAUUAUCAAAAUUUUAUUGUAAUAAUAAGAUUAGAUUAUAUUUUGUGAUUAAAGGUUGAAACUUUAUUGACAUUAAUAAAAGUAUGUGUUGUUACUUUAAAGGAUGAUUCUGUGAGUUCCUGUCCUUAAAUGACAGUGAAGUAUCAGUUCACCCCAGAAUGUGAUUAAGUUUCCAGUCUUCAAGUGUUUAUGAAAUUCAAUUUGAUCGUAUGAACUUCAAAACUCUGUUUCCUGUUUGGAAAAAAAAUAAAGUGUUACAGUGUUGUUCAUGGA
Sphaeramia orbicularis (orbiculate cardinalfish) is the source of this 4438-nucleotide messenger RNA. Its product is annotated as cell wall protein DAN4. The record is from RefSeq and is a predicted model, not a curated record. NCBI's taxonomy places the organism in Eukaryota, Metazoa, Chordata, Actinopteri, Kurtiformes, Apogonidae. Bases 1987 to 3423 code for a protein of 478 amino acids. The transcript has 4 exons.